AUGGCUUCCAAUGAUGAACAGCAGCCAAUACAUAUUCUCUUCUUCCCGUUUAUUGCGCCUGGCCACCUCAUACCGGUCGCGGCCAUGGCCGCCCUCUUUGCUUCACGUGGCAUCAAGUGCACCAUACUCACCACUCCCGUAAACGCCACCGUUAUCCGCUCGGCCGUUGACCAGGCCAACAACGCCUUCCGCGGCACCGACGCCCUGGCGAUCCACAUCUCCACCAUCCCUUCCCUGAUGUCGGACUCCCGCCGGGCGUCGAGGAGCGUUGUAGGCAUCUCCUCAGAGGCCGACCUCCACAAGUUGCUGGAAGGGGUCCAGCGGCUCCGCGAGCCCUUGGAUCGGUUCCUGGCCGAGCACCACCCCGUCCCCGACGCCGUCGUGGUCGACAGCUUCUACCUCCUGUUCGCCCGGGCCUGUAACGAAUCCCUGCUCCGCAACAACCCGUUCGCGCUCGCUCCAGAUGACCCCGACGCCGUCGUGUCCCUGCCGGAGCUGCCGCACCGCGUCGCGCUGAGGCGCAGCCAAGUGAUGGACCCAAGAAAGGAUCAGCUGCAGUGGGACUACAACCAGCUCGUGCACGCCGCGGACCGGAGGAGCUACGGCGAGGUGUUCAACAGCUUCGCCGAGCUGGAGCCGGACUACGUCGAGCACUACCGCACGACGCUCGGCCGCCGUGUGUGGCUGGUCGGCCCGGUCGCCCACGCCAACGCCAGCGAGGACGACAUGGCGCCCGGGGCGGACAGGUGCCUGCGGUGGCUCGACGAGAAGCCACGCGGCUCAGUUGUGUACCUCGCAUUCGGCACACUAGCCAAUUUCUCGGCGGCGGAGCUGCGGGAGGUGGCGCGCGGCCUACAGCUGUCCGGCAAGAAUUUUCUGUGGGUCAUGAAGUGUGGAGGAGCGGACACGACGGCGGAUGCAUCGGAAUGGAUGCCCGAAGGCUUCGCCGAGCUGAUUGAUGUCGGAGCACGCGGCCUCCUCUUCCGGGGUUGGGCUCCCCAGAGGCUUAUCCUCGAGCACUCCGCUGUCGGUGGGUUUGUGACGCACUGUGGAUGGAACUCGGUGCUGGAGGCCGUCAGCGCUGGGGUGCCGCUGGUGACGUGGCCUCGGCACGCUGACCAGUUCUACAACGAGAAGCUCGUCGUCGAGGUGCUCAAGAUGGGGGUCGGUGUCGGUGCCAGCGACUAUGCCUCCCACCUUGAGGUCCGCCGCGAGGUGAUCAGCGGUGUGAAAAUCGCGGAAGCCAUUGACGGAGUGAUGGGUGGGAACCAAGAGGCCGAGGCGAUAAGGAAAAAGGCUAUGGAGCUCCGUGGGAAGGCUAGGAGCGCAACAGACAAGGGCGGCACUUCGUAUGACGAUGUCGGAAAGCUGAUCCACGAGCUGAUGGCUCGCCGGAGAUCUGUCCAUUCAUGA
This is a messenger RNA of Miscanthus lutarioriparius, 1413 nucleotides long. Lineage: Eukaryota; Viridiplantae; Streptophyta; Magnoliopsida; Poales; Poaceae. The record is from the annotation of a GenBank genome assembly.